UUUUUAUUUUUAUUUUUUAAAAAUUUAGUUACCAAAAUUACAUACUUAAUCCUAUAAAUUUAUCUUUUAAAAUAUAUAAAAAUAUAUAUUAAUAAAUUCAUUAAAAUAGUAUCAUUUUUUUCUUUUUUUUAUUAUCUUUUUCCAGGAAUAUUAUCUUUUUCUUUCAUUUUUCUUUAUCAUUUAACAAAAAAUUGAUCACAGGUUACAACUAUCAUUUCUUUUUCCUUUCUUUUUCAUGUACCAAAAUAGCCUAAGAAUUGAAGUGUCAGUUUAUCAUCUCAUUGGAGGCUGGAGCAUGAGAUGACUUGAAGACGACUUUUACCUAAAAUUCUUCCUCAGCUCUCACUUCCUUUCCUCCCUCUUUCCUUGUAUUUUCGUGAUCGAAUCAACAUUUUAUACCCGUUCGGACCUCUUCAUCAACACCUCACUUUUUCUCUCUCAAAAAUCUAUCUUCUUACUUCUUCUGAUCUUCAAACCCUUAAAAAAAAAUGCCAUAUCGAAGAAAACCAGUGGACACCGUCCUAAUUCUGUUGAGCAACGUAAACGAAGUCAUCAAACGCGCCACCAAUAGCAACCAAGCCGAUGCCGUUCGCUCUCUUCUUCCUCGCUUCACAAUGAUCCAAAAUGAACUCAAUCAAAUCAAAGAUCGAUUUCCUGAAUUCAACACUUGGGAAGAGAACCUCAUGAAUGAGUUCAAAUCUUUACAUGAAGACAUCGGCGAUGAUAUCUUCGAAAAUGGUACCCAGACAGACAAGAUCGACGACAAGCUCAAAUCCAUCGACGACAAGCUCAAAAACAUCAAGAGCUUAGUCGACAAGCUGCCCACCCCAGAUCUCACACUGUCAGAGCAGCGAGCUCUGUUGGAGAAGCAGGACCGGAAGGUGUCUAAUGAUUGGUUGGAUCUGAACGUGGAGAAGAACAUUCUUGUUUCUCCGGCAAUCGCUAAUCUUCAGCUGAGUUAUGAUGUUCUUGAGAUUCAAUUGAAGCUCUGUUUGCUCUGCUUGGCAGUUUUUCCCGAGAAAGCUGUUAUCAAGAAAAGGGCAUUGAUUUACUGGUGGAUCGGCGAGAGUUUGGUCACCAAAUCCGGAGAGAAGACGGCGGAGGAGGUAGGCAAAGAAAUCUUUGCGAAGCUGAUCAAGAAAGGUUUGAUACAGAAAAUUCCCAAGAACACAAAGAGUCCCAUUAUCGAUUGCUGCAGAAUGCACCCUUGGAUUCGCCGUAUGCUUGUAUCUGUGGCCACAAGAGGUCAGUUCUUCGAUUUCAAUCAUACCGGAGAUAUCACCCAUGACUACACCAACUCCCGUCGGGCCUGCUUAGUUUCGGGUAAUCAAGGUUUUACCGGUAAUACUAACUCUGAUUCUAAUGCUGAUGCUAAUUCUAACACUAACUCGACAGAGGUGGAAUUGUUAACCAUGUUCAAUGUUGAUGAGCACUAUCUUAGUUUUCCGACUGAUUUGUUUCUUAAAUUCAAGAAGCUUGUGAUUCUACAUCUGGGUAGGUGGCAGAACGUAGCUAAGCACCAUAUUGAAGUUGAAAAUGAGGAGUUCUUGAAUGAGUUGCGGAGUCAGAAGCACUUGAAGUACCUUAGCCUUCAAGGGAUGUCAAGAAUCACAGCGAUACCUUCUUCGAUUGUUGAGUGCGUUAACCUUGAAAUUCUGGACCUCAGGGCAUGUCACAAUUUAGAGAAAUUGCCUAAUGAUAUCUCUCCGCUGGGGAAGCUCACGCACUUGGAUGUAUCCGAGUGUUACUUGCUUGAAAGCAUGCCAAAGGGGAUCGAAAAGCUCUCCUCAUUGCAAGUGCUAAAGGGGUUUGUUAUAGGGCAUCCCAGACAAAAUCCUUGCAAGUUGGGGGACCUUGCUCUUUUGAAGAGACUGAGGAAGCUGAGCAUACAAAUAGGGAGUGAAGCUACUGUCCAUGAAGCGGAGCUCUGUAAGCUGAAGGAAAUUGUAGAUCUUCGUGUCCUGACGAUAUCAUGGGGAAUGGUGGUUGAACCAUCCGCACCAAUCCAGCAAUCAAUCACCGGGACAAACUCCGGUGGUGGAGGAGCACCUCCGCAACAGAAAAAGUUGACUAAAACUGCGACAAUGACUAUGAAAUCUCUCUCAUUCCCUCCAAAGUUGGAGAAACUGGAUCUUAGGUGCUUUCCUCGACAACUGUCACCAGACUGGUUAAAGCCUAGCAGCCUGGAGAAUUUAAAGAAGCUGUAUAUAAGGGGAGGGGAACUUGAUAGUUUGACUCCUGAGACAGGUAAGAAGUGGAAAGUUCAGAUUUUGCGAUUGAAAUAUCUGAGGAACUUCAAGAUAAAGGGCUCAAAUCUGAAGGAUGAGUUUCCUGAUCUGAGAUACUUUGAGAAGAUCAAAUGCAACCAGCUAAAUAAAUCUCAGAAAAAUGAACCUCCGAUAAAUGAGCGUCAAUAUGACGAGGAUGUUGAGUGGAACAAAGAGGAUGGAUGGGACAAACUUGAAGCAGAAAGUCCAGAUUUUGUGGAAAAUCCUGAUCAUGUGAAUGUGAAUGUGAAUGAUGAAAUUGUGUGACUUGGAGAUAGAGGGCUCAUAUAUGCAGAACGCGGUUCCUGGUUUGAGAUACUUUGAGAAGUUCAGAUGCAACCAGAUAGAUGGAUUUCAAUAUGAAGAGGAUGUUGAAUGGAACAGAAGUGUGGAUCGAUGGGUUGCAAUCACAGGCAAACGCUGAUCAACGGAGUAGCUAUCCUCUCGUGCCUCUUCUUCUAGUGUCAUUGUCCUUUUUAUGGAUGCUACUAAGCAUUUAGCAGUAGUACUGCAUGUCUGCUAUGUCUGUGUAACUUAUGUAUGGUGGCUUUCAAUAUAUAUAUAUAUAUAUAUAUAUAUAUAUAUAUAUAUAUAUAUAUUCAAUGAAUAUAGAAAUCCACUCUUUAUAAUGGGUACAUAGACGUGUCAUGUAAGUCGGUAUUUUUAUUUGCCAUACCAUCUAGACUUGCUAGGCAGACCUUUAACACCCGUUCACAAAAAUGAU
Molecule: messenger RNA, 2991 nt
Organism: Cornus florida
Lineage: Eukaryota; Viridiplantae; Streptophyta; Magnoliopsida; Cornales; Cornaceae
Product: disease resistance RPP13-like protein 4
Exons: 1
Coding region: 489-2534 (681 amino acids)
Biological process (GO): defense response to other organism
Source: RefSeq, a predicted model, not a curated record